AUGGGCGGCGGGCAGAACCACCGUUCCGUCCGCAGCAGCAGCGGGGGAAGCAGCAGCAGCAGCAGUAGCGUCGCUGCCAUGGGGGAACACCACCGGGGACCGUUCACCACGCCGGGCCCAGUACGAGGGAUGCUUGUGGUGUUGGACGACCCGCACAGGGUGUUUAGACCCGCGGAGUUUAUUGAGGGACAACUUGUCGUCGAGAUCAGGAGGGAUCUCGCGAAUGUGAGGAUACGGCUGGUUUUGUGUGGGGAGUGUAAAGUGAGGCCGCCAGCGGCACCGCUGAGGGGGUCUCGAGUGAACACGUUCCUCGAGAGGGCGACGUUCUUGUCCGGUGGCGGGUACACGGACGAGCAGUGGGCCACGGCGGCGGCGGCGGACCAGGGGACCCCAUUGAAUGGGCUCUCUAAGGGCACACACAGGUUCCCCUUCCGCGUGAAAGUGCCGCAGAAGGUGCUGUCCAGCUCAAUUCGGUUUGAGAGAGGGUCCGUCGCGUACUUCAUACGGUGCGAGUUGGAAACUUUGCAGAAUGGGAUCCUCCCAGAGACAGUUUCCUUUUGCGCGCAACCGUUCCAGUUGCUCCGACCGGUAGACGUUCAACCCUGGGAGAAGGGUAGGUCCAAGAAAGUGGUUCUGCAGAGUGCAGGGAUGGUAAUGAAGCGCGGCACGCAGCAGGAGAUCGCAGACGCGACUUCCUCGACGUUCACCACCAUGUCGAGAGGUCUCACGGUGCAACAGCAGCCGCACGACAACGCAGAUAAGACAGUACAGAUCACGGCCACGCUCCCGCACACGGGCUACGCGAUCGGCGAAACCAUCCCCGUGACCGUCAACGUGGACCAUUACAAGGAGUACUACCACAGCGCUGGGAUCAUCGUCACACUCGUACGAAUAUGCAGGGUCAAGCAGGGCCAGUCCAUGGAGACGUUCCGUAAGGACAUAUGCCAGAACAUAGUGACGCUGCACGUCGACGCGGCCUCCGGGUUCCGUUUCGAGGGGACCGUCCCGCUGAAGGUGCCGCUGGACGCAUUUGCUACGUCAACGGCUACGGCGAAAUGGUUUACGUUCCAGUACUACGUCGAGGUCAUGGUCAACCUCUCCCGCAAGAACCUCGUAUACACAGAGUCCAACAAGCUCAUCGGCGGUCACGAACGCGGGGGGUCCGAAGUGGGCUCCUAUAGUGGCAGCGGCAUUGCACACGGGAACUUACACAAGAAAGUGCUCCAAUUGAUCGGUGCGCCCGCGGACGUUGGGCCUAUUGCCAGUGCAGUGACACCCACGCCAGCGCCAGCAUCAAUAGACGAGCCGAGCAUCAAGUACACGGACAUGGUCAACGUCGAGGAACUCAAACGACUGCGUAACGUUACGGGGAUGUCCAUCGAGAUAGUCGUUGGUACGACGCGCCGUACAAAACCUCUGCCGAGCUUCAACGAGUGGAUGACCCUCGACGGCCCGGUUGGGGACGCCGUCCCAGAGUACACGCCGAACCUGCAGUUUACAGCACAGCAGGGUGACGAUAAGCGCGAGCUCGAGGCCCAGAGACUACACGAACUGGAGAGCGAGCCGGCGGACUACUGA
This is a messenger RNA of Huiozyma naganishii CBS 8797, 1578 nucleotides long. It is a transcript of the gene RIM8, whose product is annotated as Rim8p. The transcript has a single exon. Gene Ontology annotation, molecular function: protein-macromolecule adaptor activity; ubiquitin protein ligase binding. The coding region runs from base 1 to 1578 and encodes 525 amino acids. The record is from RefSeq and is a predicted model, not a curated record. Gene Ontology annotation, cellular component: cytosol; cytoplasm; plasma membrane. Gene Ontology annotation, biological process: ubiquitin-dependent endocytosis. Lineage: Eukaryota; Fungi; Ascomycota; Saccharomycetes; Saccharomycetales; Saccharomycetaceae.